This is a messenger RNA of Dovyalis caffra, 3537 nucleotides long. Lineage: Eukaryota; Viridiplantae; Streptophyta; Magnoliopsida; Malpighiales; Salicaceae. The record is from the annotation of a GenBank genome assembly.
AUGAAGAAACUCCAAGGCACCCUCGAGACCUGGAGAAAAGAAAAGUUGGAAUUUCUUCACACUCAAUUUAGUGCAGUUUUGUUUCAUAGUGUUCUGUUAAUGGGUUCAUUUCUGUAUAGAGCUAUUUAUUUAGGAGUUGUUAAAGAGAGAACAUUUUCAAGGAGUAAAAGUACUUUCAAGGAUUUUAUAGGUUUUGGGUUGUUUGCCAAAAGUUUAGACACUAAGAUUGUGACAGGAAAAUUGAACAUUGAUUCGUGUGUCAAUAGUCAAUGUGUUUCAAUUUUAAAAAUGGCCAGAUGGGAUGAGAUUCUGUCCCUUCCUGUGCAGAAUCCUCCAACUUUGGAAUUUUCUGCUUCUGAUAUUGUGUGGUCAAAGGUUGAAGGUUGGCGUGACAAUUUAGAUAGACUCGCUCUUAUUCCUUUUGCUAGAGUGGAUGAUUUUGUAAGAGGUGAGUCUGCUAAUAAAGACUGUCCAACAAGAUUUCAUGUUGAAGCUAGAAGGCGUCGGCCUCCACAGACAUCUUACAAGCAAAAGGUUGAUGGCAUCCUCGAGUACAUAUUGUAUUGGUGUUCUUUUGGUCCUGAUGAUCAUCGGAAAGGUGGCAUAGUACGGCCCAGCAGAACAACUUAUGUUCCAAAAAAGAAAAAUGCUGGUAGACCAAAUACCAAGAGGGGGUGCACCUGUCAUUUUAUUGUGAAACGUUUAAUUGCUGAACCAUCUGUAGCACUGAUCAUCUAUAAUCAGGACAAGCACGUGGAUAAAAAAGGGUUACCGUGCCAUGGCCCUCAGGAUAGGAAGGCUGAAGGAACACGUGCUAUGUUUGCCCCAUAUAUAUCAGAGGAUCUUCGGCUUCGUGUUUUAUCUUUACUAUAUGUUGGGGUCUCUGUGGAGACCAUAAUGCAGAGACACAAUGAAUCAGUAGAGAGGCAGGGCGGACCAUGUAAUCGUGAUGACCUGUUGACUCACAGGUAUGUGCGUAGGCAGGAAAGGAGCAUCCGCCGUUCUACGUAUGAACUGGACACUGAUGAUGCAGUUAGCAUUAACAUGUGGGUUGAAAGCCACCAGAAUCAGGUAUUCUUCUUCGAGGAUUUUUCUGAUUCAGAGCCUUUCACUUUGGGAAUUCAAACAGAGUGGCAGUUACAACAACUGAUUCGGUUUGGCAAUCGUGGUCUUGUGGCUUCUGAUUCAAGGUUUGGAACAAACAAGUUGAAGUAUCCUGUUCACAGUCUUGUUGUGUUCAACUCAGACAACAAGGCCAUCCCUGUAGCUUGGAUCAUAACACCAAGAUUUGCUAGUGCUGAUGCACAUAGAUGGAUGAGGGCACUUUACAAUAGAGUUCGUACAAAAGAUCCUUCAUGGAAGCUGGUUGGCUUUAUAGUGGACGAUCCUUUGACAAACAUCCUCACAAUAAGGGAUGUGUUUCAGUGCUCUGUUUUGAUAUCUAUUUGGCGAGUUCGCCAUGCAUGGCAUAAGAAUCUAAUAAAGCGGUGCAUGGAAACAGAGAUGCGUGUUCAGGUAUCAAGACAGCUUGGACAGACAGUAGAUGAUAUUUGCAGGGGACAAGGAACUGUAGGUUCAUUUGAAAUUCUCAUGGAGGAUUUUGUUGAUGGCUCUAGUUUUAUGGAUUACUUCAAGGCAACCUGGUAUCCUAGAAUAGGGAGUUGGACUACUGCACUAAAAACGCUUCCUCUGGCAAGCCUAGAGACUUGUGCAGCAAUGGAAUUUUACCACAACCAAUUGAAAGUCAGGCUCAUGAAUGAGAAGAAUUCUGGUGUUUAUCAACGUGCUGAUUGGUUGGUUGAUAAGUUGGGUACAAAAGUGCAUUCGUACUUCUGGCUUGAUGAAUACUCAGAAAAGGAUGGUUUUGCAAGAUACUGGAAAGAUGAGUGGGUUAGUGGUUUAACAUCUUGGCGCAAAGCAUUGAAGAUUCCAGACUCUGAUGUUGUCGUGGAAGGUAGAUGUGCAAAAGUUACUGACCAGCUUGAUCAAGAUAGGGUUCAUGUUGUCUGGAACCCUGGUUCGGAAUUUGCUAUUUGUGAUUGUAGGUGGGCGGAAAUGGGCAACUUGUGUGAGCAUGUCUUUAAAGUUAUUAAAUUAUGUCGCGAUAAAGGGUGUAGGAAGUCAUCUAUUAGCCUAUUUCUGUAUAAUCAGGCCCUGAUCAACAUGCUACACUGCCCACCUUAUGACUGUUUGAUUCGUGAUCAUGCUGCUUCUCUAGUAGUUGCUGUACAGAAGCAAUUAGAUGGAUUUGUUAAUUUUCAUAGCAGCCAGACUAAUGCAAAUACCACAAAGAAAAAAGCUGCAAACACACUUGAACAGCAGCUGGUCUGUGGGACCAAUUCCUCAAAUCAAGAUAGAGAAUUAGCGAAUGAAAAUCAUCAUAUUGACAAAGAUCUGUCAACUCACAAUGAGAAUGAUUGUCAGGACAGAGACAGACAUGAGGUUUCUCAUGGCGUUACGGGUGAUUUUGUUGGGAGUGUUAGAGAAGAAUCUGCUUGUGCUCAGAUGGAUGUUGACCCAUCAUCCAACUGCAUUUCUCCACCCGGAAUACAUUCUAUUGAUGAUGUCACUCAGAAACAAGUUGUUAUAGAUAGCAGCCAGCAUGCUGUGGAUGCCACUCAGAAACAAGCUCCGAACUCCCUUGAACAGCAAAUAAGUGGGACAAACUUAUCAGAUCAAGCUAGAGAAUUAGUGAAUGAGAGUGAUUGUAUGGACAAAGAUGUGUCAUCCCUCAACAGGAAUGAUCGUCAGUUCAGACAUGAGGCUUCUGGCAGUCAUAGAGGUGAUUUCGUUGAUGGUGUUGCACACCAGGUUGACUGUGCUCAGAUGGAUGUCGACUCCCCAGCCACCCGUAUUUCUCCACCUGGAUCACUUUCUGUUAAUGAAGUUGUAUCUAAUGAAAACUUAGAAAAUCGAAACAGAACUAUAAAUAAUGCAGAUUCUGACACGAGCAAGAGCCCACCUUAUGAUGAUGUUUCUACCGAUCAAGUCAGGCACGAACACAAUAGUUUAAUGGACAUGGAAAUGUCAUCCAUCUAUAUCCCUCAAUCAGUGGAGGAGUCCACGGAGCAACAUGCAGUGGCUAAUCAAAAUACUGCUCGCAACAAGGAUCCUAAGCCAUCAGUAAUUACUAAUACAGCAGAUGUAAAUACUGACAAGGCUUCUGAAUUAAAAAUGAUUGAUACAGUUCAAACUUUGAUGGGAACUGCAGAUAAUGAAGUGACGAAGCCAAAAAGUGAGGGUGGAACCAGGACAGAGAGCCACAGUUGUGAUGAUAAUUCAUUCUCAUUAAGCGGGGUUUGUGAUAGCAAGACAAGUAAUUCAAAUCGUCAUCAUGAUGGUAAACCAGUUGACAGCUUGAACUCGGAAUCAUUGCCAUGUUCCUCAUCAAUAUCAAGGUGCAUGCAAGAACAACCUUCUGCUAAGGUUGAAACUGAAGGAGCUGGUUCUUGCAAGAAGCCAUAUUCAAGUGAUAAAUUGGUUUUUACUAGACGUACUCGUCAAAAGUGUGUUGCAAAUGGCAAAAGUGAUCAUUAG